Molecule: messenger RNA, 4570 nt
Organism: Xylona heveae TC161
Lineage: Eukaryota; Fungi; Ascomycota; Xylonomycetes; Xylonales; Xylonaceae
Product: intron-binding protein aquarius
Exons: 7
Coding region: 65-4351 (1428 amino acids)
Biological process (GO): mRNA splicing, via spliceosome
Cellular component (GO): catalytic step 2 spliceosome
Molecular function (GO): mRNA binding; helicase activity
Source: RefSeq, a predicted model, not a curated record
GGCGAAUGCAUGAAGAACAACAAUAAUAUUAAUAAGUCCGCCAUUGCCAAUAAUAAUCGCCGGCAUGGCUCCCAGGGCUGGAACUAAACAUGCGCCGUCUGAGCAUGAGUCGCGGCCAACGGUUUCGGAUUUGCAAGGGGACAACUACUUCGUCCAACUUGCACGUGAAAACUGGCUUGAGGGCUCCAAACCAACCAAGUUGAAGCAAGAUGUGUUGAAAAGCCAGAUUUGGGACAAGCUAGAAGCUGGAGGUUUCCAAUUUAAAGAUCUGCUCAUUCUUGAGAAUCUUCAAUUUCUCGAGAGAUACCUCUGGCCAGGUUUUAACGAAGAUGCAUCGAACUACCACAUUAUCCUCAUAACGUUAAUGGUAAAUGUGAAGACGCGAGAAAGUCUCCCCAUCUGGGAUCAUUUCGCGAACCGUCCUGCCGACUUCUCAUCGCUUUUUCGACGCGUGCUAUCAAUGAUCGUUGAUGACUCGCUUGGUCUGGUAUCGCGGACUUAUCUUCUCUCGUUCAUAAUCAGUUCAUUUCAAUCCUUGGACAGUGGCCUUGUUCGUAAAGAAUGCGCCCCCCUCGUUUCAAUUUCCAUCUGGCACAACCUUUCAAGCGAGUCGGUGAGAGAGGCAAAGUUUGAGCACCAUGGUCAAUUGAGAAAGGCUUGGCGUGCAGCAGCAAAGCGGUAUGAUGCCGCAGAUGAAGUUGGCAAGGCUAGGUUACGGUUUGAACGAUCUUGGCUCUACUCUAUGAUGCUCGAUUUCCUGAACCGCCUUUAUCGGCCCUCGGACAGGCCGCUUGAAAACCUCCUAUAUUGCGAAAGAUUCCUCGAAUUUUUGACCGAUUUAGAAAGCCAGUUACCAACGCGCAGAUAUGUCAACUCUCUUAUAUUAGAUCUGAAUCUACUCCCAGCCAUAAGGCUCUCGCCUCUCUUCAACGAAGAGGAGUAUGGCCUUUUCCGCGACCUUUAUAACCUCCUGCGGCACUUUAUCCACUUUUCGAUAGACGAUCACACCGGUGUUCAGCGGUCGCGAACAGAAUCCUACGAAAUACAUUGUGCUGAUCUGGCAAAACUCCAGCGGACUGCUCUCAAGCACUUUAAAUCAAAGUUGACAAUUCUAGCUUUGUCGAAUUACGCCUCGAUCGAUCAGAGAGGUGAUUUGGAGAGCCACUUAGCUGUUCUUUCAGACGUCGAGCUAGCGGAAUUGUGCAGAUUUCUCAAUCUUCGAACAAAUUAUCCAGCCGGUACCGAUGUUACGGUGGAUAGAACUUUUCUCCUCGAAUUGCUUAUUACAACGCAUGAGCGAAGGCCAACUUUCCAGGAGAUCGCAAAAGAUCUAAGUAUCCUUCCAAGCGAGAGCACCCUAUUCGAACAGACAUUGCUGCGCAAUGAGACUUAUAACGGCUCCCGACCCUUGGCUAUUCCGAAGCUGAAUCUACAAUAUUUGACAGUGGGUGACUUCCUGUUCCGCUCGUUUAUCCUCCAUCGCUGCGAAUCCUUUUUCGAGAUACGCAAAGAUAUGGAGGACGCAGUCAAAAGACUGCAGCCGACAUUGAGUCCACCGGAUGGCAGCACGAGGUUUGGUGGAUUUUCAAAGAUGGCGCUCCCAAUUCCGAAGCCAGCCAUAAUUGAAGUUGUACCUCCCAAAGUUGGCGAGGAGCCUCCAGCAUAUGUUCGGGCGGAGCUUACCCUGGACGUAAGCCGACUAACGGCCGGGAUUCUGCAGGAAUGGGAAUCGUUACGUCCUGAUGAUGUUGUUUUUUUGCUGGCCGUCCAAGCCGUAGACAGUGAGGACAUCGUCAUGAACGGAAAUCCAAGACUAUCAAGCGGAGAUAGACAUGGUAUAGUGCAUCUACGGGCGGCUCAGGUUGUGCAAAUGCUCGAUGAGAAUGGCAAAUCUCUUCACGACCGGCAGGGAGAGUCGAUGAAUGGCUAUUCAUAUCGCGCUCGUCAACGCAGGCUUCUCGUCAAGUUGGACAGCCGGAUGUACAAGGUUGAUCACGAACGAGCGGCAAAUGGGAGACCGGACAUCUACGAAUCCAUUAACCUGCUAGUUCGCCGACGAGGACGGGAAAAUAAUUUCAAGCCGAUUCUGGAGUCUAUUCAAAGCCUCAUUUUAUCGGAUGUACCCAUGCCUUCAUGGUUACAGGAAGUCUUCCUUGGAUAUGGUGAUCCACUCGGAGCUAAUUACAAGCGACUACCCAACCGUUUGAAGUCUCUGGAUUAUAGGGACACGUUCUUGGAUUGGCAGCAUCUAGUGGAGAGCUUCCCUGGCACGACGAUCGAGCCAAGUGGUGACGCACAGUCGAGCUUUGGUCCUCCUUAUGUUUUGGAAAGCCCGGAAGUCGGGCCACGACCGCCGUCUCCGCAGCCCAAAUCCACAAAGAAACGGAGGCGUGAAAAGCCUGACGCUGCUGUUCCUGACAAGGAAAAGUCCCUGAGAAUUUCGACUUAUAAACCACCUAAUACUGGACCGUACCCUAUGGACGCUCCCAAGCUGAACAAGGUGCGAUUCACGCCAGCUCAAGUCGAAGCUAUUGUUUCUGGGACACAACCUGGACUUACAGUGGUUGUUGGUCCUCCCGGAACAGGAAAGACGGAUGUGGCAACACAAAUCAUCAAUAAUAUAUACCAAAAUUUCCCCGAACAGCGCACACUCCUCAUAGCACACAGUAACCAAGCUCUCAACCAAUUAUUCCAAAAGAUCAUGGCGCUGGACAUUGACGAGCGUCAUCUUCUCCGUUUGGGCCACGGUGAGGAGGAGCUCGAAACUACAGCAAGCUAUAGCAAGCAUGGCCGUGUCGAGUCCUUUUUGGAAAACCGUGCAACAUUUCUUGCGGAAGUCGAUCGAUUGGCUGCCAAUUUUGGAGCCCCGGGUGCUCAUGGUAAUUCAUGUGAGACGGCAAGUUACUUCAACUCGGUGUAUGUCAAGCCAGCGUGGAUGAAGUACCAGGACGUCCUACAGUCAGGUACCUCAACCGUCUCGGAAUUAGAAACGGCCUUUCCGUUUGCGCACUAUUUCUCGAAUGCGCCACAACCAUUAUUUCCUCCUGAUGCUUCAAAGGAUCAAAUACUAGACAUUAUUCACGGCUGCUACAGGCAUGUCCAGAAGAUCUUCUCAGAGUUAGAGGAUAUUCGCCCUUUUGAAAUUCUCCGCACCUCAAGAGAUAGGGCAAACUAUCUGCUUGUCAAGGAAGCACGCAUUAUUGCGAUGACCUCCACACAUGCUGCCAUGCGUCGGCAUGAGAUCGCAACAUCAGGCUUUCACUACGACAAUGUGGUUAUGGAGGAAGCGGCUCAAAUUACCGAAAUCGAAAAUUUUAUCCCCUUGGCCCUUCAGAAUCCCAGAGAUGGCAAGUUGCCGCUGCAGCGCGUAGUCCUCUGCGGUGAUCAUUUACAGAAUUCUCCGGUUGUACAGAACCUCGCUUUCCGUCAAUAUGCGAACUUGGAACAGAGCCUGUUCCUCCGUUUAGUUCGACUCGGUGUUCCAACGAUAGAUCUUGAUCGGCAAGGCAGAGCUCGGCCAAGCAUCGCUGAACUCUACAGAUGGAGGUAUAAGCAGCUCGGUGAUCUUCCAGCGGUUGAGGAGCAACCUGAGUUCCGCCUUGCAAACGCCGGAUUUCGGUACGACUUUCAAUUCAUCAACGUCACAGACUACAAGGGCAAAGGUGAAAUGGAGCCGACACCCCAUUUCAUACAAAAUCUUGGCGAAGCAGAGUAUGCUGUCGCAAUCUAUUCUUACAUGCGGCUGCUUGGAUAUCCUGCUUCCAAAAUCUCUAUUUUGACAACAUAUGCGGGCCAAAGGGCGCUGAUCAAGGAUGUGUUGAACCACCGCUGCGCAAAAAACCGGCUGUUUGGCUUACCACGGAUCGUGACUACAGUAGACAAGUACCAGGGAGAGCAAAAUGACUAUGUUAUCCUUUCACUUACUCGUACGAACCGCGUGGGAUACCUUCGAGAUAUCCGUCGGUUGACAGUGGCCCUCUCCCGUGCAAGGCUCGGUCUGUAUGUUCUCGGUCGGCGGGAAGUGUUUGAGUCUUGCUAUGAGCUCAAGGAGGCCUUUGGUGUACUCUUGCAACGGCCCGACAAGCUCCAACUCGUGCCUGGGGAGAUGUUCCCGACACAGCGGUCGGUCAAUGAUGAGCCCGAGGGAGCAGAAAUGGAAGGAGUUGAACAUCUUGGUCAAUACGUCUACGACAUCACCCAAGCCAAAUUGGCAGCUUUAAGUGGUGAACAAGAUGGCACGCAGCCAUCUAAAACAUUACCAGCUCCAGCUGGAGAUGCAGAAGUCAUGGAGGUCGAUAAUGAUCUCGAAGACAAUCGUCCAGAGGAGCCCGAGGCGGCUGAAGAGCUGUGAUUUGCUAUCCGAAAACGUCAAAACACAAAAGCAUGUAUGUAUUGGCGACUUUGUUUCCCUGAUCUCAUUUCUUUUCAAACUUGCACGGUAACGGGUGGCGUGGGUCAAUUUUCAUGAGCUCUAUAUAUAGAUUUAUGCUGCACGCCUGGAAUAAGCGAUUUGGAAUUGGUAUAAAAAUCGAUAUGGUAAAGUUUCUAUCAUGAAUUUAAAACAGCCCGC